AUGGCAAAAUUUGGUGAAAUAUGGAAUUGGAACAAAGAAGAAGAGAUUAGUUUAAUGUCCGAGUGUCUAAAGUCUUGUAGUUAUAUCGCAAUUGACACUGAAUUUCCCGGAUGCUUGAAAGAGACGACGAUUAAAGCGAGUGAAGAAGAUCGAUACAGAGACUUAAAGUUCAACGUCGACAGAACCAAACUUAUUCAGUUGGGUUUGACAUUGUUCGACAAAGGAGGAAGAAUCCGUGGCACAUGGGAGAUCAAUUUCUGUAAUUUCGAUGUCACAAAAGACGCAAGCAACGAGAAAUCUAUAGCGUUCUUGAGACGAAACGGCUUGAAUUUCGAGAAAAUCAGAGCCCAAGGAAUCCCAAUCGAAGAGUUUUUCAAACAAUUUUCUCAGAUUCUCAACAAGAAGAAAUUGAUUUGGGUUAAUUUCGAUGGAUCGUACGAUAUGGGUUACUUGGUUAAGGGUUUAACCGGAGGUGAAUCCUUACCAGAGACAUCAAAAGGUUUUAAGGAAGUGGUUGAGAGACUUGUCGGAGAUGUUUUCGAUGUUAAGAAGAUGUCUGGUCUAUGCAAAGGACUGAGUAGUCGUUACGGGUUACAGAGAAUAGCCGAUGAGUUUCAUAUUAAGCGUGUCGGGGAAGCUCAUCACGCCGGAUCGGAUAGCGAAUUAACCGCCCGUCUUUAUACAAAGAUUGCUCUCAUCUUGUAUCAUGACUACAAGAGGAAACGUUCUGAAACUGAUCAGGAACAACAAAAGCAACAUAUUCAAGAGCGUAUUAUUCAUCAUCAAGAUUACAAGAGAACGCGUCUUACUGCUCAGCAUCAACAUCUUCACGAGCUUAUGAUUCACCAGGAUUACAACAGAAUGCAUCUCAGAGCUGCUCAACAACAACAACAUAUUCAAGAGCUUAUGAUGGCUAGAUACUAUGUACCGCAACCGCCACCAUCGAGUAUGUUUGCUAGUUACCAUCCUUUUGGUAGUCACUUUGUAGUACCAAUACCGAGAUUGAACUAUGUAUGA
Messenger RNA from Arabis nemorensis, 1017 nucleotides. The record is from the annotation of a GenBank genome assembly. NCBI's taxonomy places the organism in Eukaryota, Viridiplantae, Streptophyta, Magnoliopsida, Brassicales, Brassicaceae.